AUGGACGGUGACGCAUGUGUUGAAGAUAAGAGUGGAGGUGAUGUUGUUGUGGACCAAGUGAAAAAAGAACCAGCAGCCUCAGCUCCACAUAGAUACACCAAGGAGGAGCUUCUUGACAUAAAAGAGCUACCAAUCUCCAAUGAAAGACCAGAGUGUCUCUCAGAGAAAUAUGACAGUGAUGGCGUCUGGGAUCCAGAGAAAUGGCAUGCAUCACUGUACCCCACCUCAGGGCGCAAUUCUCCUAUGGAAGGAGUUCCACUGAAAAGAAGAAUCCCAGAUCCUCGUGAGAGGUUAAAGGAGGAUGACUUGGAUGUCGUACUGAGUCCACAGCGUCGCAGUUUUGGAGGUGGAUGCCAAGGCAAUGCUGCACCUGCGCUCCACUCCUCCCGUCCAAUCAGCCCUCUAGAAAAUAAGGAGAAUGAAACUCUUCGUUUAUGCGGGACACGCAGAAUUGGAAGUGGUCGUAUAAUUGCUGCACGAGCCUUUGAAAGAGAAGUCCGCCUCGAGAAGGAAAGGGAAAGGGACAUCAGAGACUUCAAAGACAAAAGAGUCAGGAGAGACUUUGGGGAUAAACGUAUAUUUAGUGAACGGCGAAGGAAUGACUCUUAUGCUGAAGAGGAGCCAGAGUGGUUCUCUGGAGGUCCUACGAGCCAGUCGGAGACAAUUGAGCUCAUUGGCUUUGAUGACAAAAUAUUGGAAGAUGAUAGACGCAAGUCCAGGCGCUCAAGGAGGAAGCCAGAGUCUGUAAAAGAAGAAUGUAAUGGACAGCCAGAGGAGACAAACGUGAAUCUGCGCUCUUCAACGGAUCAGGAGGUUCCCCACCCUGAUGUGCUGCCAGAGCAGUCCACUGGUGACUUUGACUUCAAUGAAUUUUUCAAUCUGGAGAAGACCAUGCCAGGCCUGGCGUCUAUGAUUGAGGACGUUUUAGGGGAAGGGCCUGUAACAGCAAGCCGCUUCAGUCAAUGGUUCUCCAGCAACUUGAGCCCUUCAGGGAGCCGCUCCAGUAGUAUGAGGUCCACUCCGCACGAGGAACUGGAAAAACUAGCAGGGUUUGAAGCCCAUGGCACAACAUCUGGCCAAGGUGCUGCCCCAUUCUUCACACCCAUUCAGCCAUCGGAGUGUAAGGAGAAAGUGGACAUACUGGAACUGUUGCAAAAGGCCAAUGUCGACCUGAAGCCUCUUCUUUCUACUCUCUCCCUCAACAAGGCUCGCCUACGGGAAAACAAUAAUUCUGGAGCAGUGUUGUCCCUGGAGGAAGUGGAGGGAGGAAUGAAGGGCAUGAAACUGAACGCAGAACCGCAAGUGCAAAAGACAGUACCACCGCAGAGAGGAAAUGGGACGCCCUUCAUGGCUGAACACUUAGAAGAAGCUUUAACUGGUGGUCCCAGUGCUCGACCACGCUCCCGUGACACAGACAUGUCAGCUUUUAAUAAACUGGUCAGCACCAUGAAAGCGAGCGGAACUCUGCCAACUCAACCCAAAACUAACAAUUCAAGCAAUCGACCUUCAGACCAAUCUAUAGUGCCACUGACAGAAGUUCCAAUGCCUCUUCAGCAACCGAAAAACAUAUUCCAGGAGCUCUUGGGAGGGCCAGCUCGUAGUCGCUCCCCAGUGCUACUUGGCAACCUUUUGGGAAACUCUGAGGUCUCUGUUGCUCCCAACUCACUACAUGGCCUACAUAAGGGUCCCUCACCCCCCCUCUUCCCUCAGAGGGCAAUCUCACCUGACUACUUCAACAGUCACUUGCAACAUUCAGCAGGCUUUCCAGUUGUUGCCCAACCCAUGAUGCCUGAACAAUAUGCUGAUAUACACCGGUCUAUGAGCCCUGCAGCUGCAGCCCAACAUCAGAUGAGGACACUCGCAAAACCAGUAAAUCAUGCAGAUCUAGAAGCCCUGGCAUUUCAACAGGACCUUGCACUACAUGCCCAUCAGCAAUUCCAGUCUGGUUACAACAGGCUGCCGCAAGACAAAUCUUUUCGUAAUCGUCCACAGCGUGUUAACCGUUCUCCAGGCCCCCAGCCUGCUGGAAGAAACUCACCAGGCAGUGCCGUCACCAGCAUGUUGUCACCCUCAUUUACACCUACAUCGGUUAUCCGCAAAAUGUAUGCAACAAAAGAGAAAAGCAAAGAUGAUCCAUCAAGUCGACCAGAGACCAAAGAGGAGGGGGUAUUGCAUUCUCAAGAUGAGAGCAACUCUUCUAGUUUACACCUGGAAGCAGUGGAAGGGAAUGGCACCCAGUCUGGCAGCAUCAAGACUAGCUCUCAGACCUUACUAAGCAAGGACCAGGAGCGACUCAGGCCACAUUCUACUGGACAGCAUACACCUACCACAGCGCCAACCUCAACCUUCCCCCGUUCCAUCUAUCCAGUACCACUUAUGUCCCACGUACCAAUGGUGCGCCCUCCUCCUCACCUCCAUCCUAACGUGGUUCAAAGAAUGCUGACACAGGGAAUCCAGCCCCAGCAGCUUGGACCAGCGCUGGUCCAAGCAGGCAUAUAUCCACCACACGUUGACCUUGCGCAACUUCAAGGCUUGCCCCCUGCAAUACUGGGCCAAACCUUGUACCCUCUCAACGCAACGGGAGGCCAUCCGCUUCUACCUCCAAGGGCAAACAGUCACAUGCAGCUUGCAGUGAUGCAGCAGCAACUUCAGCAGCAGAGACAAAUACAUCCAGGCCCCCAGUCUCAAAACCAAGGGCCUCAUCGUUCAAAUGGCCCACAGCGACACGACAGAAGUCCCCCUCCAGGCCUGGCCAAGUGGUUUGGAGCUGACGUCCUGGAUCAACAACUCCCCUCUAUGCCAGCCAAGGUCAUAAGCGUAGACGAGUUGGAGUUCCGGCCAUAA
Messenger RNA from Nerophis lumbriciformis (worm pipefish), 2844 nucleotides. The record is from RefSeq and is a predicted model, not a curated record. Lineage: Eukaryota; Metazoa; Chordata; Actinopteri; Syngnathiformes; Syngnathidae.